AUGGCUGAAGAGCAUGAUGUUACCUUCGACUCCGCCGACGCUGGCGCGUCCCUGACCUUCCCCAUGCAGUGCUCUGCCCUGCGCAAGAACGGCUUCGUUGUCAUCAAGGGCCGACCCUGCAAGAUCGUCGAUAUGUCUACUUCCAAGACCGGCAAGCACGGUCACGCCAAGGUCCACCUUGUCGCUCUCGACAUCUUCACCGGCAAGAAGUACGAAGAUCUCUCUCCCUCCACUCACAACAUGGACGUUCCCAACGUCACCCGCCGUGAGUACCAGUUGCUCGAUAUUUCUGAUGACGGCUUCCUUUCCCUUAUGAACGACGAUGGUGACACCAAGGACGAUGUGAAAAUGCCCGACGGUGAGAUUGGUGAGAAGAUCACCAAGCUUUUCAAGGUUGAUGAGAAGGACACCAACGUCAUCAUCCUUACCUCCAUGGGUGAAGAGGCCGCAGUUGAAGCCAAGGAAGCUCCGAAGCAGUAA
Ustilaginoidea virens is the source of this 480-nucleotide messenger RNA. RefSeq lists its product as uncharacterized. NCBI's taxonomy places the organism in Eukaryota, Fungi, Ascomycota, Sordariomycetes, Hypocreales, Clavicipitaceae. The record is from RefSeq and is a predicted model, not a curated record. Gene Ontology annotation, biological process: positive regulation of translational termination; positive regulation of translational elongation. Bases 1 to 480 code for a protein of 159 amino acids. The transcript is spliced from 4 exons. Gene Ontology annotation, molecular function: ribosome binding; RNA binding; translation elongation factor activity.